Messenger RNA from Glossina fuscipes, 756 nucleotides. It is a transcript of the gene Hr83, whose product is annotated as nuclear receptor subfamily 2 group F member 6. Gene Ontology annotation, biological process: regulation of transcription by RNA polymerase II; anatomical structure development; cell differentiation. The record is from RefSeq and is a predicted model, not a curated record. Bases 1 to 756 code for a protein of 251 amino acids. The transcript has 2 exons. Gene Ontology annotation, molecular function: zinc ion binding; RNA polymerase II cis-regulatory region sequence-specific DNA binding; nuclear receptor activity. NCBI's taxonomy places the organism in Eukaryota, Metazoa, Arthropoda, Insecta, Diptera, Glossinidae.
AUGGCUAACCGGCAUAUACCGAAUGAUUUCUAUUUAUUAUCACCUCGCAAAUGCAUGGUUUGUGGUGAUCACAGUUCCGGUAAACAUUACGGUAUUCAAUGUUGUGAUGGUUGCUCUUGUUUCUUUAAGCGUAGCAUACGUAAAAGAAAAAUUUAUUUAUGCGUAGCCGUAGCGAAAGGUCAAUGUCCGGUAGAUAAACUUAGACGUAAUUGGUGCCCAAAUUGUCGCUUUCGUAAAUGCCUAAGUAUGGGUAUGAAUGCAGCAUCAGUUCAAAUUGAAAGAGGAUCUCGUGUAACGGUAACCCCGAAAUUAAAAGCUGAAAACGCUCGUGUUGGCUCUUGGUUAGCCGAUAAAAAGCCAGAAGAAGGAUUAAUUGCACCUGUGCUGAUCAAACAGCUUCUUGAUUUUGAUGAAAGCGGCAAUUUUCAGAUUUAUGGCAAGACCUUUGAUAUGGUUUGUGUUUGUGCCAUAGUACGGCUAAUUGAAAGAACCUGGUCUAAGAUUAAAUGUACAUUGGACGAUCAUACUGGCCGAAUAACUGGUGAUUAUUGGUUGAAAGGAGAAGGCGAUACUAUGGAUAUGGUACUUAAUAGAUAUGCCACUAUUUAUGGUAAAAUGUCGCAAGAUAAACUGUUGACCGUUUAUAAAAUAUUACCAAUUAAAGAUUCAUAUGAAAUUAUAAGGCAUAGUUUAGAUGUUUUAUACGUUCGUUAUAAAGCUCUCUCUGACUUUUGCAAAAGCACAUACAGAAAGUAA